Messenger RNA from Myzus persicae (green peach aphid), 3264 nucleotides. RefSeq names its product tubulin alpha-1C chain. The record is from RefSeq and is a predicted model, not a curated record. The transcript is spliced from 4 exons. Gene Ontology annotation, cellular component: cytoplasm; microtubule. Gene Ontology annotation, biological process: microtubule cytoskeleton organization; mitotic cell cycle. The coding region runs from base 233 to 1585 and encodes 450 amino acids. Gene Ontology annotation, molecular function: GTP binding; structural constituent of cytoskeleton. Lineage: Eukaryota; Metazoa; Arthropoda; Insecta; Hemiptera; Aphididae.
GGCGGUGGCGGUAGUCGCGCCUAUAUAAGAACGCGAGCACGGUAAGUGACGCGUCUCAGUGUCUUCCGUUAAGUCCGUACGAAACAACUUCGAACGCCACCACUGCCUUGACACACGGGAGCACAUCAACCAAAUCGUGAUACUUGGCGUAUACUUUUCCGUCACCGAAAACCUAUUUAGGUACAUAGCAAUUUACUGUUGAGAUCGAAACCGCUGCAAACGACCGUCGAAAAUGCGCGAGUGUAUAUCAGUACAUAUUGGUCAAGCCGGUGUUCAGAUCGGUAACGCAUGUUGGGAGCUAUACUGCUUGGAACAUGGCAUUCAACCUGACGGACAAAUGCCAUCAGACAAGACAAUCGGUGGAGGAGACGAUAGUUUUAACACAUUUUUCAGCGAAACCGGAGCUGGGAAACACGUUCCAAGAGCUGUGUUUGUUGAUUUGGAGCCAACUGUUGUCGACGAAGUGCGUACCGGCACGUACAGACAACUGUUUCACCCCGAACAACUGAUCACCGGCAAAGAGGACGCGGCCAACAACUACGCCCGUGGCCACUACACGAUCGGCAAGGAGAUUGUGGAUAUCGUGCUGGACCGGAUAAGGAAACUGUCUGACCAAUGCACCGGGUUGCAGGGUUUCCUGGUGUUCCACUCUUUCGGCGGAGGCACUGGUUCCGGGUUCACGUCUCUGCUCAUGGAACGGCUGAGCGUGGACUAUGGGAAAAAGAGCAAGUUGGAAUUCUCUAUCUAUCCGGCGCCACAGGUGUCCACGGCCGUGGUUGAGCCGUACAAUUCCAUACUGACCACCCACACUACGCUCGAGCACUCGGAUUGUUCGUUCAUGGUGGACAACGAGGCCAUCUACGACAUCUGUCGCCGGAACCUGGACAUUGAACGGCCCACGUACACCAACUUAAACCGAUUGAUUGGCCAGAUUGUGUCUUCCAUUACGGCGUCGCUGAGAUUUGACGGCGCGUUGAAUGUCGACUUGACAGAGUUCCAAACGAAUCUGGUGCCGUACCCGCGGAUACACUUUCCGCUGGCCACAUACGCGCCGGUGAUAUCGGCUGAGAAGGCUUACCACGAACAGAUGACAGUGGCCGAGAUCACCAACGCCUGUUUUGAGCCGGCCAACCAGAUGGUCAAGUGUGACCCGCGACAUGGCAAAUACAUGGCGUGUUGCAUGCUGUAUAGGGGUGAUGUGGUGCCGAAGGACGUGAACGCGGCCAUCGCCACCAUCAAGACAAAGAGGACCAUACAGUUCGUGGACUGGUGCCCGACAGGAUUCAAGGUGGGUAUUAACUACCAACCACCGACGGUGGUGCCUGGCGGUGACCUGGCCAAGGUGCAGCGGGCCGUUUGCAUGCUGUCCAACACAACGGCCAUCGCUGAGGCCUGGGCCCGACUCGACCACAAGUUCGACUUGAUGUACGCGAAGCGAGCAUUUGUCCACUGGUACGUGGGUGAAGGCAUGGAGGAGGGCGAGUUCAGCGAAGCCCGCGAGGACCUGGCCGCGCUUGAAAAAGACUACGAGGAGGUGGCCACCGAUUCGGCGGACGGCGAUGGUGACGAUGGAGACGAAUACUAACAACCACCUGCACCACCUCAACCACCACUACCACCGCCGUUUCAACAUCGCGAACGACUGCCGACGUCCAAUCACGCAGACAACAAUCUCUCUGGUUACCGAAAUUUCCGUCCUCAAGUCUCGUUCGUACGAUGACAAUAAUAAUAAAAUUAUAAUCAUAAUUAGUAUUCAGUGUUAGAAUUGGAAAAAUAAAAGGAGUUGCUUUAGUAAGUCGCUAAAAAUAUGUUCGUCGCCCAUUGCAAUGAUUGAACUCGACGAAGAUAUCUCUGCCCCUUGCCCCUCCACCAAUUUGAGCUCUGAAUAUUAUAAAUAAUAUACAUGUUAAAUACAAUACAUAAUAUACAUUAUAAUUCAUCUCCAAAGGGCAACGGAAGCGUUCUGUAUAUCGUUGAAAUGGCUAUUUCGAAUUUUUUAAAUACUACCUACUAUAAAUGGCUUUUAAUUCUGAAAAUUGAAUAAUUGACUUACACUAACAUUUACAACCGAUUGACCACUUCUCUACAAAAUAAACCUAUAUAUAUAUAUACAAUUAAUACAUGGAGUUUAUUUUAUAUUAGGUAAUAUUGUACAUUUAAAAUAUUGUAUUAUCCUUGUUGAUUGGUGGCAUAAUGGACUGCAUGCAUUUUGUGUGGUGGAGGGGGUGGGUAGAGUUCAUAAUUAUCACAAAUCAUUUUUUUUUUAAAUAAAAACUUAAUAGUGAUAAGAAUUUGUUUGUUAUUCCGUUGUAAGAAAAUUUAAGAGAGUGUGAUUGAACCCCCUACUCACCACUCAUCCAUAUCUUUAUCCCCGUACGUAAUAAUUAGAACGUUCUCAUAUUUAUUAUAAUACAAUAUCUCCGUUCGUGUAACGACUAACAAUACCUACUAUACCUAAACCUUAAGAUAGAUUUAUGCGGUUUUUUGUCAAAUUUCAAAUUUGUUCUCUUUAGUUUAUUAUUAACACAACUUAUCAAUUAUUACUGGCCUUAACUAACGUAGAUAUAAGAGUUUAUAAUAUUAUAUAAAAAAAUAAAUAUUUUUAAGAUAGUUUUUUAUGAAGUAAUUGUUAUGAUAAUAAUUGUAAUUCGUUUGUAUACUAUAAUAUAUAAUGCUACUUACACUCUUUGAUAAAGACAAAUGUAUCAACAAAAAAUCCCUUGCCUAUACUUUGUACCCGUCUUACCCAUUUAAAAAAGUUUUUAAACAAAAUUUUAUUAUUUAUAUAAUAAUAUUUUUAUUCAUCACACCAUAUUCAUAUAUGUGGCUUGAUGAGGCGCUGUCGUAAGCUCAAUCUGCGACAAUGCUCUGGGUGUACGUACCGGCUGGUCGUAUUGCUAGCACUCGGAUGGGUGACCACUCGGGUUUUUAGCAACAUAUCCUUGCCACACAUACAGACGUGACACAACCAACCGUUCCCUGCCACACAGUACCAACUACCAGGCUAAUUACCUUAGUAGUUUCAGUCUUAAUCCAAAUAAAAAAAAAUAUAUAUUCAUUUAUGUAUAAUAUUAUAUAAUUGAGAGUUGCAGGGUCAUUGACAAUUUGCAACACGUGUCUCUUUCUUUGAGUUGGUAUUUCAAUGUAGAUACCUACUGGAUUUUAUUAUGGAUAUGCUGAAGGAUUUCACAUUUGAAUAAUUAUGUAAUAUGUAAACGAGUAAUUUAAAAUAAAUAUAGGUUAUGGUACCUGUACACACGUUAA